UUUUCUGUCAAGUCGAGCUGUCUUGUUGUUUUCCCGCAGCAAUGCCUUGAAAACUUUUCCGGCGGCGCCUGCGGGGAAUGAAUGGGAAAACGGUGCAUUGAUUGAACCGCGAGAGUGUGCCUGGACGGCGCCGUGCCAGUGCCGCCGCCAGCCCGGCCUCGCCGAUGUGCGCCGAGCAUCGCCUCUGCGGCCCUGCGCAACAGCAGGCCCAACAACUGCAACAGCAGAAGGGUGAUCCUCCAUUAUCUGCUGAAGAACAAUUCGACAUGUGGAUGUCUACGAGUGAAGUCUGCUCCAUGGGAGUAGAAGAGGUCGCUGGAGUGCUUCGUGUUGAUGUCAGGACUGGCCUAGGGUGGCAUGAGGCAGAGCAGAGACGAUCAUUGACGGGCUUAAACGAACUGUCUGUUCUUCAGGAAGAUCCAACAUGGAAAAAAUACAUAGAACAAUUCAGGAACCCACUCAUAAUGCUCCUUUUGGGGUCUGCAGCUGUCAGUAUUUGCAUGAAGCAAUUCGACGAUGCAGUUUCUAUCACUGUGGCAAUCAUUAUUGUCGUCACCGUGGCAUUUGUUCAAGAAUAUCGUUCUGAAAAAUCACUUCAGGAAUUGACUAAACUUGUUCCUCCCUCUUGUCAUUGUGUGCGAGAAGGACAACUCCAGACGUUUUUAGCAAGAGACUUGGUGCCUGGUGAUGUCGUUUACCUCUCUGUUGGAGAUCGUGUACCAGCAGACUUGCGAUUAUUUGAAACCAUAAAACUGGAAAUUGACGAAAGUAGCUUUACUGGUGAAACAGAGCCCGCUGCUAAGAGUACAGGACCUAUUAUGAAAUCAAAUGGACACACAUCCAAGACAAACAUGGCCUUCAUGGGAACUUUAAUUCGUUCUGGAAAUGGAAAGGGUAUUGUCAUUAAUACUGGUGAAAGAUCUGAAUUUGGUGAAGUAUUUAAAAUGAUGCAAGCUGAAGAGGCUCCUAAAACACCAUUACAAAAAUCUAUGGACAAGCUUGGCCAACAAUUAUCGUUCUAUUCAUUUUGCAUUAUUGGCCUGAUUAUGCUCUUGGGUUGGCUUCAAGGUAGACCUAUUAUGGACAUGUUCACCAUCGGUGUAAGUUUGGCGGUUGCUGCCAUCCCAGAAGGACUUCCAAUUGUGGUUACUGUAACACUGGCUCUUGGUGUCAUGAGAAUGGCCAAAAGGAAAGCAAUCGUGAAGAAGCUCCCCACUGUUGAAACUCUAGGUUGUGUAAAUGUUGUCUGCUCUGAUAAAACGGGUACCAUUACCAAAAAUGAAAUGACUGUGACAAAACUUUUGACAUCUGAUGGUUAUGCAGCAGAGGUCACUGGAGCUGGAUAUAAUGAUCAAGGAGAGAUAAGAAUCCACAAUUGUGAUGUUAUGGAAACGGCAUGGCAAUCCAUUUAUAGGCUUUUAGAGGUUGGCUGUCUUUGUAAUAAUGCUAAAAUUACCGAUGAGGUUCUAAUGGGGCAGCCUACUGAGGGAGCCCUCCUGGUAGCAGGCAUGAAGCAUGGUAUUUAUGACUUGCAACAGAAGUAUGUGCGGCUUCAGGAAUACCCCUUCAGCUCAGAGGAGAAGAUAAUGGCAGUUAAAUGUGUAGCAAAAUAUGAAGAUUCCAAAGAAGAACUUUUCUUUGUGAAAGGUGCCUUGGAAAAAAUUCUUCCAUUGUGUACUAAAUUCUCUCAGAAAGGGACACUUUAUCCUAUGAAUGCAAAGAAACAGCAGGAGUACCUUGGGGAGGCACAUGACAUUGCUCGGAAAGGAUUGAGAGUUAUUGGCAUGGCCAGAGGUUCUUCUCUCAAUGAUUUGAUAUUUGUUGGUUUGGUUGGUAUUUGUGAUCCUCCCCGUCCUCAUGUAAAGGAAGCAAUUCAAAUGCUGCAAACAUCUGGAGUGCGUGUAAAUAUGGUCACUGGUGAUUCACAAGAAACUGCAUUAGCUAUUGGUAAGUUGACUUAUGCCUCUGCUCCUUUUUCCUGUGUGAGAAGUCACUCAUUUGUCAAUUCAUGCAUUUAUUUUGUAGCUGCUGCUGUAGGGCUUGAUACUGUGCAUCUCCAAUCACUGUCUGGUGAUGAAAUGGAUCAGUUGACUGAGCAGCAACUGGAACAAAUAAUCAAAUCUGUCAGUGUCUUCUAUCGUGUGACUCCCAAACACAAGCUGUGCAUUGUUAAGGCUUUCCAGAAACAUGGAAUAAUUGUUGGCAUGACGGGUGAUGGUGUAAAUGACGGUGUUGCCUUGAAAAAAGCUGAUAUUGGUAUUGCUAUGGGUAAAAAUGGAACAGAUGUGUGCAAGGAAGCUGCAGAUAUGAUUCUUGUGGAUGACGACUUCAACACUAUUAUAGCUGCAAUUGAAGAAGGCAAAGGCAUCUUCCACAACAUCCGUAACUUUGUUCGAUUCCAGUUAAGCACCAGCAUUGCAGCUUUGUCGUUAAUAGCACUGUCUACUCUCCUUGGAAUCCCUAAUCCAUUGAAUGCCAUGCAGAUUUUAUGGAUUAACAUUAUUAUGGAUGGACCUCCAGCUCAAAGUUUGGGUGUAGAACCAGUUGACAAAGAUGUAGUUAAAAUGCGUCCCAGAAAUGUCCGUGAGCCCAUGAUCACUCGUUCUCUCAUAGUCAAUGUUCUGUCAUCCGCCAUCAUCAUAAUUAUGGGCACACUAUGGGUCUUUAAAAGAGAAAUGAGUGACAAUUUUAUCAAUAAAAGGGACACGACCAUGACUUUCACUUGCUUUGUCUUCUUUGACAUGUUCAAUGCUCUGUCUUGCCGCUCUCAGACAAAAUCUGUUUUCACCAUCGGACUGUUCAGCAAUCGUAUGUUUCUAGUGGCUGUUACUCUCUCUAUAGUUGGGCAGAUGCUGGUUAUCUAUUUCCCACCUCUUCAGAUGGUAUUCCAAACAGAAGCCUUGUACUUCACAGAUAUUGUGUUCCUUGUUGCACUUACUUCGACUGUCUUCAUCUUCUCUGAAUGCAAGAAACUCUUUGAGAGGCGUCUGGAGACCCGCCUUCGAUCUAUUAAAUCGGAUUUAGACUUUGUAUGACAUCCGAUUUUCUCCAGUGGGAAAGCUGGUCGCCAAGACUAAAAGCUUUGCUGCUGGAUGAGUCUUUCAGGACUCACUGCAGGAUGCUUCAUCAACGUUUUGAAGAAACCUUAUGAAGUUUAUGAAGGCAGGACACAAAUCCUAGUCAAUGAUCAUUAUCCAUGAAGUGUCAUUUUUCUCCUCAGAAAUCUCCUCAUAAACUCCUUCAUCCUGCUCCAGAAUUUAUUGUAGAUUCCACAUGAUGUGAAAUUGAUCUACUUUUAAGACAGACAUUGAAGUAUUAAAUGUAUUGACAUUCGAUAACUUAUGUUAUCUUAUGAGACACCUGAUUCUUACUCUCCCUGAUUGUGGACAUUGCGUUCAGUUAACAAUUUAUUUCUAAGCUACUUGCUGUUCCCUUUGGCUCAACAUGCCAGAAGUUAUUUAGGUUGAGCCAUAAAUCCUUUAUUCUUUGAUGCCAUCUCUCAUCAAAGCAGUUUGUUUGCCCAUGGACAUUCUACCCACUAUUAACAAAACUGCUUAGUAAAAUGGACAUCAAGUCCCUUGUGUACUUAUUAAAGUUGAAAGUUUUAGCACAAUAGCCCUUAAGUGUUUGGCAGUUUCUUGUACAAAUAUACUCUGUGAUAUGAUUGAAUGCUGUCUCGAGCUUUUGUUCUGUGAGCCAUGUUGUUUUAGAAAUGUACAUGUGUGCAUGUGGUGUGACAGUGUAUUUCCCCUGUUGUGAAAUGCUACUUGGCUCCGUGCCUUUUGCCGCCCUCUGCAAGUUUAGUGAGUUUUUGUGCCUAGAAUUCUUUUAUCCUUAUGAUGCAAAACUGUGAAAACUGUAAACUUGAAAGAAAUCGAUAGGUAAUGUGUCAAAUUUAUGGAACCCAGUCAGGUUGCUACUUUAUAUUGUUAUUGUGAGGUGUUACAGUUCCAACAAAAAGUGUAAACAUGCAGUUUUCUACCACUGUUUGUUUCUUAUUAAGCCGUGUUGCCUUGAUAUUUUUUAGUCCUUGUGACAUUGCUAUUCUUACUCGUAAGUGUCUCCUCACCUCCGUUAGUGUCUGCACAGUGUAUUCCAAUAUUUAUGUCAGUAUGCAAGAUCUUAUUUGAAAGAAAAUCUCUUGACUGAAAUGCAGGGCAUUUAAUUUUACACAAUACUUGUGACUUGACCAUUUAAAGGCCCUUUGAUGUUUUUCUAUGUCUCUUUAAAUUUACUGUUUACAAUAUGUGCUUGGAUUUUAUAAACUCAGCCAACGUAGGAUUACAAUUUGAAACUUUUCUUUGUGAGAAAAUUUUCAUGGUUAUCAAAAAUCCAAUUUACACUGAAUUUUUCUUAGUUUAUGUAACUUUUUAACUUAAGUGUUUUGUAAGUGCUCUCCAAGAGAUUGUAGUUACUUUUGGACUUUAUUGCUUUGAUUCUGUCGCAGAUUUUAUCUAUGUUCAGUGACACUAGUAUCUUAAAUGUUUAUUUGUUAACAAGAAUUUUCUAAUGGAGUUGUUUCGUAAAGCAUUCCAUUCUGGGAGCGCAAUGAGGUAGAAAAUUGUAGUGUGUCUGAAAAGCAUACUCCAAACUGAAAUGUCUGGUGGUGUUCUCCACACGCAGUGUGCCAUGCACAUUUGACUUUUCUAGAGUACAUAUGAAUUUUUAAAUAGUGUUAAACCACUUUAGUGCACUUGAGUGCAGGUUUUGUUGAUUUGUUCAAGAACUGUAACCAAAGCCAUGAGCUUACUGUGAUGAAUGUUGAUACACGGGAAACGCUUAAAACCAUAUAAAUGACCAACAGAAAUGUGUGAUAGGCGUUGAGAUAUUUACACCUUACUUCUUUCCUUGUAGUCUUUAGAAAUAUAUCCCUACAUGUGUGAAUAAUAAAAAAUCAGGCAGCUCAACUGACA
Molecule: messenger RNA, 4913 nt
Organism: Thrips palmi
Lineage: Eukaryota; Metazoa; Arthropoda; Insecta; Thysanoptera; Thripidae
Gene: SPoCk
Product: calcium-transporting ATPase type 2C member 1
Exons: 18
Coding region: 165-3035 (956 amino acids)
Biological process (GO): intracellular calcium ion homeostasis; manganese ion transport; calcium ion transmembrane transport
Cellular component (GO): Golgi membrane; endoplasmic reticulum; plasma membrane
Molecular function (GO): ATP hydrolysis activity; ATP binding; P-type calcium transporter activity
Source: RefSeq, a predicted model, not a curated record